This is a messenger RNA of Durusdinium trenchii, 3329 nucleotides long. NCBI's taxonomy places the organism in Eukaryota, Dinophyceae, Suessiales, Symbiodiniaceae. The record is from the annotation of a GenBank genome assembly.
UUGUAAUGACCGGGGCUGCGACGCUUGGUGAUGGGACUUCCCAGAAGAAGGAUGUUGAGUUUCUCAGGUUGGAGAAUCGAAGUUGAGGGAGCUGACAGAGCUGGACAGACAUGAUGCCAACUGAUGUCGCCGAUGUCUCUGUGUUUGUUUCCAAUGAACCUCUGAAGGAAUUUAGCUCUGAUGAAGAGGAGCAGGAACAAAGUCACGAUAUUCCUUCAAGCUCGACACAGGCAGACAGCAAGGAAGAAACAACCGAGUCUUCAGAGGUCACCAACAUUGAAGCUAAAGAUAGAGCUGCUGGCAAAAAGAAAGCGGCCAAAAAGAAGUGCAAGAAGAAUGUGUUUAUCCAGGAUGCUGAUGAACACUUCAAGGAUGGACAGGAUAGCGCCAGUGAGGUCCGUGUUCCUGGGUCAAGUGACCCAGAACAGUGGGCAAAGCCUGUGCAAGGCCUACCAGAAGUCCCAAAGCGAGAAGUUGCUCCGGAGACCAUUGAGGAAGAAAAGAAACCUUUAGAGAGCAACAACAAGGGUGAGGCAGGUGAUUGUGAGCGACAUUGCUACCGGUGGUGGCGCUGGAUCUCGAGCUGUGUGCCUUUUGUUGAGGUGGAACUUUCAGAAGGGUCCGAGGAUGUAAAUGUAAAUCUCAAAGUUUUGAAGCUCUUCCAGGACAAGCGAGUUCCGAGCCGGGAAGCUUUGCAGAUGCUCUUGCAGCAACGAGCGGAUCCAAAUUUUCGCUAUGAACAGCAAUUCGAACUUCACGGCCCAGUUUUUGCUGAUGGCUGCCCAUUGCAGCUUGGUGUGAACUCUGGGGAUCUUCGGCUUGUUCAACUGUUGAUAGAGUACCGUGGGGACAUCCACACAUCCACCUACAGCAAAAAGGCUGGUGCAAGCCAAGUCACCUGGUGUGGAAAUGCGCCCUUUGCAGCCUUGCCAUCCGACAAUGUGGAGAUGUUGAAGCUCUUGGUUGAGAGCCACAACGUUUCAUCCAAUUUGACAUCAUAUUUAGGUGACAAGCCAGGUGCCAGCUUGCUCUGGAACUCGUCCUACUUUGGCGCUUUGAAGUGCACUCGCUAUUUGCUUGAAGUGAAAGCUGCCAUUUCCAAGACGGCCCCAUUUCAGGACAUCAAAGGGCUGAACUAUGCUCCACUCCACGUAGCUGCCAGGGUGGGAAAUGAAAAGUGCUGCGAGCUUCUCCUGGACUUUGCUGCGGACAUCAAUGAAAAAUCGGAGGUCGAAGUACCAGAAAAAAGUUGCCUGAAAGGUGCUUGGUUCUUUACUCCUCUUGAUGCAGCCAUUGAGAUGAGUCAAAUUGCCGUCGUGAAGCUGCUCCUGAAAAAGAAAGCUGACUUGAUUAUUCGGAAGGACAGUUCGAAGUAUCAACUUACAUCAGAGAAUGAUCAAGAUGUGCGAAUUCGGAGGUAUGACUACUCUCUUCAAAGCCUGCUGAGAAGUGGCAACAGCAGGGUCAUCUCAGAAGUGGCAAAAGCUUUGCAGGACUCCUGGCACCAAGUCACCCUUUUGACGGUUCAGGACAUUGUCCGCUUUCUGAAAACACCAGGUGAAGCGCCUGUCAACUUGAUGAAGGCACUCUUCUAUGAGUCAGGUCAAAUCAAGUACUGGCAGAAGCAAACGCAAGGUGACCCGUGCAGCAAAGGAAAACAUGACACGUAUUUCCGCUCAGAGUACAUCCUGGCAGUGGAUCCUGGGCCCAAACGCGUUUAUACCCAUGCAGCCAACAUCCAGAAGAUUUUGGUUUAUGGGCAGGCUCAAUACGUCAUCAACUUCACAGAGGGCCCUUCGAAAGAAGAUGUGGAGUCGCACUGGAAGAGCAAUGGCAAGGCGACAGAGGAAGACAUACCAUCUUUUGUUGCACGUCUUGCUCCGCAGCCAGCGAAGGAAAAAUCCUGGAGGAGGCUUUUUGAGAAGAUAGUUGAAGUUGAGAGAGUUUUCCUCCCUGUGAAUUUCUUUGCAUGCCUUGUCCCGAAUCUCCACAGAAGUGAGAAGGUCUUGUUGGCUGUUGCAACAUGCCCAAAUCAGGAGAUCUUUCGCUUGCGGGAGUGUGAGGCAAUUGUGUCCUUUAAUUGGACUACAGUCAAGUACACUCAGCUCUUCGAUUUGGCUAUUCAGGCACUCACUUCGCUAUUAGCCUUGCUUUGCAUCUCAACUCUCCGAGACGAGGCACCGGAGUGGUGUGGCAGCUUGACAAUAUUUGCUGGGCUGGGGCUGCCCCUGGUGGUGCUCACCAUUCUAAUGAGACUGGGAGAGGUCAUUGGCAAUGAAAUACGGAAGGCUUGGGAUAUGUACCUUGAGAUUCUGCUCCAUUUGGCCACACUGGUGCUGUUUUCGGUUUUCCUGAGCAAAGGACAGGUGACCUGUUCAGAUCGUGGUGUAAUCGACAACCUGUGGAUGCGAGCGUUCAUCAUCGUUGUCAGCUCCUUGCGCUUGAUGUGCUGCUGCGACAUGCUGAGGCUUGCCUACUCAGAGGUGAAUAUGAUCGUCACACCCAUCGUCUCAGCAUUGGCCAAGUCUUUGCCGUUUUGCAUAGCAGUGAUCUACUUUGCCUUCAUCAUGUGGCAAGCAUACUGGACACUGGAUGUGGAGGAAUGGCAGAAUGGCUGGAAGGCAGUCAUCAUUGCAUGGCGCUUUGCCAUUUUGGGUGAUUUCGAAGUGGAUGAACUUGAAGGUCAAGAAGGUACUUGGCAUCAGGUAAUUGACAAUGAGGGUGGAACUAUGCUCACCUAUGAGGAUCCUGAGCUCACAAAGAACGCUACAGUGGUUCGUGGUGUUUUCAUUUUGCUCUGCGGCAUCAUGUUUCCUGUGCUGAUCAUGAACAUCUUGAUCUCUGUGCUGAGUGUCUGGCUUGAUUUUGCAAUCAAGAAUGUAUGGCUGGACUUUCAACAGGCUAGGGCAAGAAGAGUGCUUCGGUACAAGGCAAUGACUUAUGCUUGUCGAAGACGACAAUGUUGUCUCAGACCCAAGGACAAAGCGUCCGAUGGAAGUGCUUCAGUGUCAUCUACUUUCUGCCGAGCAGGUGAGAAGCCAUCCUAUAUUUGGUUUUCGGCUCCAAAAGAGGAGGAAGUGCUCCACCAAGACGUCGAACCAGGUCUCAAUCUGAAGUUCAAGGAAGUCACUGAAGGUGCACAAAAACUUGAUUCCAGGUUGAAAGAAUUGGAGAAGAACAUGCAGAUACUGGUCGACACGACCACAAAGAAUGAAAGAAGACGUGCCAAACAAACCUUCGACAAAGCGUUUACUCCUCAAGGAACCGCAAACCCUGGCUUUACUGCUUAGGAUUUCUGCUUCCAAUGUGUUGGUGCGACAGCAAAGGGC